GUUGACUCAACACCAAUUUACACAUCCCUCUAUUAAGAGAGACAAGUUAGAGAGAGAGAGAGAGAGAGAGAGAGAGAGAUGGGAAGGGGGAUUCUGGAGGUGCACCUGGUGGAUGCAAAGGGUCUUGCGGAUACAGAUUUCUUAGUUGCAGGAAAAAUAGAUCCAUAUGUGUUGAUUCAAUACAGGAGUCAGGAGUGCAAGAGCAGCGUCGCACGAGGCCAAGGGAGGAACCCUUCAUGGAAUGAAACAUUCAAGUUCCAGGUGAAUUCUCAAGGCUCCAACAUUCAACACAAGCUCACCCUCAGGGUAAUGGAUCAUGACACCUUCUCCCGCGACGACUUCAUCGGCGAAGCUACGAUCAACGUGACUGAUUUGAUCGCGAUAGGGAUGGAGAAGGGAUCUAUAGAACAACAUCCUACCAAGUACAACGUAGUACUCGCGGACCGAAGUUAUUGUGGGGAAAUUCGAGUUGGCAUCAAUUUUAAAGCAAAGAUGCAAGAGGAGGGAGAAGAAGAGCUCGGCGGGUGGAAACAUAGCUUUCGUGCGUGAAAAUGGUUAGAAUUCGGCCGAAACUCUCGAGCAUUUAUCCAUGGUUGUUCAAAGAUGUAAAAGAGUUAUGUGAGGAAUGUAUCAAGGAUGUACACAUUUAACAUCCCUUUUUAUUUUUUUCCACCUUUCUUUUAAACUCCCUUGAAUGAAGAUUUGAUAAGGUUAUUGCUUGUUGUAGCUAGAUAUAGUUUGUUAAAGUGAAAAGGAAAAAAAAAAAAUUGUAAGAAUUUGAGUAUGGAGAUGAUUAGAUGAAUCAAGCCGUAGCAUUAUUGAGUUUGUGAAAUGAGAGACACUGCAUUACUCUU
This is a messenger RNA of Ananas comosus (pineapple), 854 nucleotides long. Its product is annotated as elicitor-responsive protein 1. The coding region runs from base 79 to 549 and encodes 156 amino acids. The record is from RefSeq and is a predicted model, not a curated record. Lineage: Eukaryota; Viridiplantae; Streptophyta; Magnoliopsida; Poales; Bromeliaceae. The transcript has 5 exons.